Messenger RNA from Chaetomium strumarium, 2067 nucleotides. RefSeq lists its product as uncharacterized. The record is from RefSeq and is a predicted model, not a curated record. Bases 1 to 2067 code for a protein of 688 amino acids. The transcript has a single exon. NCBI's taxonomy places the organism in Eukaryota, Fungi, Ascomycota, Sordariomycetes, Sordariales, Chaetomiaceae.
AUGUCUGCGAAGUCAUCGUUCCUACCGCGCCUAGGGCUCUCCCGAGGUGACGGCCCCAUCCUUCCGUUGCACCGGACGAGUCCCCCGAUCCGCAAGAAGUCGAGCGAGUACGACCUGUCCGAGCUUUCUCGACCACACGAUGGUCUGCUAUCAUCGCAGCCCACAGACGGCCGCAGGAUGCCAAUGUCUACCCGCAGAAGCCCCUCCCCAAGGGCUAGAUACAGCGACAAGGAGAGCAACCCAGGCUCAGCCUCCAAAUCCAACCCGACCCAGCGCAUCCUGUUCGCAGGGCCGCCCCCGCCGAUCGCGACCUCCCAAAUGCUCUACCGCGACGAAGAAGACAGGGACACAUCCCUCUCCCUAUACAGGAGCCGCGAAACCUCCUCCUCCUUCGUUUCACCCAACCGCUCGCGGGACGCGGAAUACGACUACAAGCCCAACGCAGUCUGGCUCAACCUCCAACGCCGCGAGCGCGCCCUGCAAAAAGACCUCCAGCGCCUCCUCGAUGCCCAAUCCGCCGGCCUGGCAGCCAACCUCGACCCACAACAACAACAACAACCGUCCAUAUCCAGCAGCGCCCCCUCAGACGCGAGCGACGCCGGCACGGGGACAAUACACACCCAGUCAAGCAGCAGUAGCUCCGUCCGACGCAGACAAGUCACCUUCGACCCUAUCGUCACCACAACCGCAACCACAACCGCGUCAGGCACGCUCGUCCCCGUCCGACAACCGCGGCCCCCAAAGCCCCUCGGCCUGCGCGCCGCCCGCACAGGGCUGACGCGCACCAUCGCGCUGCUGGCCGACCUCAAAGCGGAGGAGGACGCACAGCUGACUUUGGCGCUAAGCGCGCGCAAGCAGGCGCUGUCCCAGCUGCGGCGGCUGUCGGCGAGGCGGGAGGGCAUAGCGGAGGAACUGCGGGUGCUUGAGUCGGAGGAGGGGGACGAGGGCCAGCAGUCUCUCAGCAGGGAGUUGAGGGAACUGGAGCGGGAGAGGGAGGCUGUGGCCGGGGAGAUCGCGGAGUUGGAGGAGAGGUUGGCCGGGUUGAGGAGGAGGAGGAAAUGGCUUGAUGGGCGGGUCGAAGAGGUCAGGAGUCGGAGGGACGCCGGGUUGAGUGGCUAUAAGGGCGCGCUGAAAGAGGUGGAGGGGAGGAUUGCGGGGCUGCUUACCCGGCCUGGUGUGAAGCCUUUGGAUGUGGAGCUCUUCUCCCAGUCGGGUGUCCAAGAAGGGGCCUUCGGGGAAUCACCUGGCGGGGUGGAAUUCUUGCACCUACGGCCUGAGAGGAGGACGGCGGAGAUGGCGAGGGAUUGGUGGGAAUCCGAAGUCAGGAUACUGGAGAGGAGGAAGGCGGAGGUGGACAAGGAGAGGGCGGCAUUGGAGCAGGGCGUGGAGGUAUGGAAGGAGACGAUCAAGCUUGUGUCUGAGUUUGAAGCUGGGCUGAUGCGAGAGAUGAGCGGAGGUGGAGAUGUUUGGGAGACGAGUAGUAGUAACGGGAAAGGGAAGGGGAGAGAGGGUGACCCGCCGUCGUCACCACCUCCACCACCUCCUCCUGACCAGGCUAUGUACGCACAGCUUGACAAGAUGCGCGCCGUCAUGGCAGCCCUAGAAGAGCGACUGCAUAUCGCGGAGGAGAAGGGGUGGAACUUGCUCAUCUGUGCCAUUGGCGCUGAACUGGAAGCUUUCCGACAGGCGGAGGGCAUGUUACGGGAGGCGCUACGAGCCGCAGGCUUUGGGACUGCCGCAGGCUUUGGGACUGCCGCAGAGGAAGGCGAUGUCGAGCAAGGAGACUCAACGCCCCACGUUGGCGGAUCGACGAGCCCGCGAACCUCGGUGCAGUGGCUUGAUGAGGCUUCUGGAGACGCUGGGCCCGGUAAGCGUGGCGACUUAGUGGACUUACACGAGGAGGAAAGGGAGCCUGAGAGCGAUAACGAGGUUCCCCCGGACCUGCUCGUUUCGGCGGAGGACCACCGCGAACUGGAACGUCCGGCGCUGUGCAGGGAGGACAGCGGAAAUGAAGUUCCAAUGGAGUUCUUAAGGGAGCAUCGGGAUGAUAGGGUAUAUGCAGGCUAA